UAUUUCAAUUCAUUCUAGUGAUAGUGGUUUGAUACUGUCUUACGACGCUGGUUGGCAAAAGAGAGGAAGUGGAAGAAAUUAUAAUAGUUUAUCAGGUCAUGGAUCAAUGAUUGGAUGUAAAACUGGAAAGGUGGUAGGCUAUGAUGUGAUGGCAAAGAGUUGCAGAGUAUGUAAAAGUGCUGAGCUCCGAGGACGGGAGAAGAAAGAACAUGAUUGUAGAAAGAAUUGGGAGGGAAGCUCAAAAUCAAUGGAACCAUCCAUGGCUGUAAAGAUCCUAAAAAGUAUUGAAAACAAGGGGCACAAAGUGAAAACUUUAGUUAUGGAUGAUGACACUAGUACCAUUCAUAAAAGAAGAACCCAUAUCAUUGAAAGAAAACCUACUAGCCAUUCCAAACCACCUAUAUGGUAAACAUUCAUCAUGCCAAGUGAAAUGGUGCAGAUAUCUACAAAAUAAGGAAACGUACACACCGAAGCAUCUUCCCUAUGGAAAAUAUCUCACCGACACGAAUCUGUUUGAAGACCUUCAGCAACUUUUUACAUCAUAUGCUAAUCAGUCAGAGAGACUUUCUUUACUUGAAAGCACGCAACAUAAUGAAAAUUUCAACCACAUUGUAUCCAGGAAAAACCCCAAGAAUAAUUUUUAUUCAGGAUCGGAAAGUACAAGUGUGAGAGUUGCAGCAGCAGUCUGUGAGAAAAAUAUUGGAGCUCCAUAUGUACUUCAGAUACAUGAAGAGCUAUCAUUGUCUCCUGGAACAUGCACCGCAAAAGACGCUGAAAGAAAAAUGAAGAAAAGGAAAAAGAAUUUCGAACAAAUAUCUUCAAAAGAGUUCAAAAAAAGAAGAGUUGAACUGAAGAAGAAGUCGGCAUCUGCAAUAUCAUCAUCUGAAACAAGGGAGGGUAUAACUUAUGAGAGUGGUGUACUUUCUCAAAGUAGUAGUAUUCCUGAUGAAAGAAUGGAGACUAUUCCAUCCCCUCCAGAACAGCUCCACCAAGUUCCACUGCCUCCGGGUGAAUACAGUAGAGUCUACUUUGAUCUAGAGACAACUGGUUUAGAUGCAUCAUGUGAAAUAACACAAAUGGCUGCAAGGUGUGCUGAUUUCUCUUUUUGUGAGUAUGUGCUACCAUCAGUUGCCAUACAGGAGACAGCCUCAAGGAUAACAGGACUUACCUGUGAUGGUUCUACUUUAUACAAGAAUGGUGUUCCCGUGCAAGCAUGUUCCAUACAGGAGUGUUUGACAUCAUUUCGUGAGUGGCUAAAUAAUACACCGGGGAUACGUAAACCUGUGUUAUUUGCUCACAACUGCAGAAAAUUUGACAGUGUCGUUUUAUGCAGAGCUAUGAGAAAGUUUUCCAAUAUACCACUACAAGACUGCAUUAUUGGAUUCUGUGAUACUCUUCCUAUGUUGAAAGAACACACAUCUUGUAAUCCAUCCAAUUCAACUCUGGAGACCCUUGUGCUUGAAAUACUAGGCUGUACAUUUGAUGCACAUGAUGCUUUAGAAGAUUGUGCAUAUCUGCAGAAACUUGUUGAGUACCACAACACAGAAUCCUAUUACUUGAACUAUUCUUUCAGCAUGGAUUAUAUCAUGCAAGUUGUCAACCAGAUGGAAGUUUCUAAAUCUAAUCUGCAAACUUUGAUGCCCUUGAUAAGGAACAAAGUAGUGUCGGAGAGCAUGGUGAAAAAGAUGUCGCUCUCUGGACUGUCUCUGCAUCAUAUUCAGUUGGCAUACAACAGAGGAGGGUUUGAUGGUGUACACAGUGUACUCAGUGAAAAUUUCAAUGGGAAACCCAGAGUGACAAAACGAAAAAACAUUAUUACAUCUGUUGUUCAGUUCUUGAAAGAAACAUAA
This is a messenger RNA of Saccostrea cuccullata (small rock oyster), 1850 nucleotides long. RefSeq lists its product as uncharacterized. Lineage: Eukaryota; Metazoa; Mollusca; Bivalvia; Ostreida; Ostreidae. Gene Ontology annotation, biological process: DNA catabolic process. Gene Ontology annotation, molecular function: nucleic acid binding; 3'-5'-DNA exonuclease activity. The record is from RefSeq and is a predicted model, not a curated record. Gene Ontology annotation, cellular component: cytoplasm. The transcript is spliced from 5 exons. Bases 324 to 1850 code for a protein of 508 amino acids.